AUGCAAUGUGCUCAAAGAAAGGAAAAUGGGCCACUUCUCGACAAGAAAGUAAAUUUGCAGAUUGGCAGAGAGUCAGGAUGCAGGAACAUCAAAGAAAUACCUGCAGGAUCCCUUCCUAGAUCAUUAGAUGUCAUUCUUCGCCAUGACAUUGUUGAACAGGCUAGGGCUGUGACACAAGUUGUUAAAGGCCUGAGGGCUUUGUGCGUUAGAGACCUUUCUUAUCGCCUUGCCUUUAUUGCCAAUUCAGUGCAGAUUUGUGAUGGGAGAAGAGAUGCUGACAUACGAAAUAGGAAGAGGGAUGCUGAGAUGAAGACAAUCUACAAUUCACGGCGGAGGAGAUACACAACAACCUUAGUUUCAAGAUCUGUUUACACAUCCGGGAAAUCUUCAUCUGCUGCUGGAUUGACAGCCACUGUUGCAAAAGAACCAGAGACCGGAGAGUUUUGUAUGAGGAUACAAAGCAACAUUGAACGCAAGAACAAAUCAAUUUUGGCUGCUGCAAUCCCACAGGAGGCCGCUAUGAUAAAUCUAAACCUUGAAGCCAUUCUUUCAAGAUUUGACCUGGUGUAUGUGAUGAUUGAUGAUCCUGAUGACACAACAGAUUUCCAUAUCGCCUCUCACAUUGUCAGAGUUCAUCAAAAGCGUGAAAAUGCUGUUGCCCUGCCUUCACCCACUGCACAGCUCAAGCGUUACAUUCAAGUUGCCAAGUCUAAAAAGCCAAAGCUAAGUGUAGAAGCAAGAAAAGUUUUGGUUGAUUCUUAUGUUGCUCUUCGUAGAGGUGAUACAGCUCCAGGAAGUAGAGUUGCAUAUCGCAUGACAAAAAUGGACAAGGGCAGGAAACAGGAAGGGAAGAAACUUGUGAUAACAGAUGAAUACUUUCAGAGAGUGACUCAAGCCCUUGUCAUGCGUCUUAGACAACAUGAGGAAACUGUUAUGCAAGAUGGAGUGGGUUAG
Messenger RNA from Lactuca virosa, 954 nucleotides. The record is from the annotation of a GenBank genome assembly. NCBI's taxonomy places the organism in Eukaryota, Viridiplantae, Streptophyta, Magnoliopsida, Asterales, Asteraceae.